Oryza sativa Japonica Group (Japanese rice) is the source of this 2210-nucleotide messenger RNA. NCBI's taxonomy places the organism in Eukaryota, Viridiplantae, Streptophyta, Magnoliopsida, Poales, Poaceae. The record is from RefSeq and is a predicted model, not a curated record.
GAUCUCCUCCCCACGCCCACUCCUCCUCCUCCCACGCCGCGUCCUUCGCCCUCCUCCCUGGGCGACGCUCGCCCCGCCGCCGCAUCGCCUCCUCGCCAGCCACGCCCGCCGGCCUCCUCCGCGAUCGCCGCCGCCCUCUCCAACGCGCCUCCACCUCGCAUCGGAUCGAUCAUCCACCUUCGCCCUCCUCCCUGCGUCAUCUCCUCGCCUCCUCACCUUCUCACCUCGCCGCCGCAUCGCCUCCUCAGCAGCCCCGUGCCACGCGCGCGCGUCCCGCGCGCGCGUCCCGCGCCGCCCUCGACCGCCGACGCUGCGACCCGCGCCGUCUCCUCGCUGCCGUCGCCGUGCCCCGAGUCCCACGUCCCGCGCCGCCCUCGACCGCCGACGCGGGAGCAGGAGGUCACGCCGCGUCAACACCGCCGAGGAGCCGCUUCCUCGCCGCCGUCGCGACGACCCGCGCCGCCCUCGACUGCCGCCACCUCUGCCGGUCAUGAUCGCCUUCAUCUGAAGGAAACCUAGAUCCAGGAGGAAUCAAGCGGGAGUUCAGGGACAUGCACUUGGCAUCUGCUGAAUUUUUUUUGGCAUUGAUACGGCCGCCGACACCUCCGCCGGUCAUGACCGCCACGGAGGUCGAUCCGUCGCCUCUGCCUCCGCCUUCGUCCUCGACGCCACCGUCUCCCUCUAUAGGAGACCGAUGCUCGCUGCUUUUGCCUCUUGGCUCACUCUCCCCAAUCCGCGCCGCUAGAUCACCAUCGCCCGGAGUCGCCUGGGUCUGCGUCGCCCACCAAGCUGAUCUCCUCAGCGCCGUCCCAAUAUCUUCCUCUUCCUCGUCCGCCUCCUUCUCCGCCGCCACCAAUCUCUGCCGCCGGAAUAGCAUCAGCACGAAACGCCUCGUCCCUCGCCUUGCUGAUCUCCUCAGCGCUGCCAGAACAAUGUCGCCCCGCUUCGAUCUGAUUCACCGAAAGGGUUCAAAUGCUUUUCUAGCUUCUCAAUGAAAUUAUAACACCAGGUAUGAUCAUCUAUUUCCCUUGGUUUUGAAUUAAAUGAAAACCAGAUAGGUAUCAACCUUUGCAUAGUAAACUCUAUUUUCUAAUUGUCAUCUGCCAUAAUUCACUCUAUAUUAUGCACACAUCGAAUAUCGAAUAGUACUGACUAUAUUUUUUGGAACAUAGUGAUCAUUUAGCAGUUAAGAAAUGGUUAUUGAUAGUCCACAUUCUGCAGAACUGGACGGGGGAUGGGGCUCCUUUUGGCAUUAUUAGUCAGAGAAUGUUCUGCUCUGCAUUUUCCUUUUCACUGUACUGAACUUAUACCAUCUGUUGCUAUUCCUUCGCAUAGUGACAAUUUCAAUGGCUUUUUUUUGCCAUGAAAUUUCAAAGGCCUUUACAAGGAUAAUAUGACCUGACCUUCUAUUAACAUUGCAUUUGGGACUGCUGCUUGUUGACCACUUUACUGUACUGGGCAAUCUGAUAUCAAUAUGGAAUUUAAAUUUGAUAAGGCAAAAUUCAUUCUCUUCGGAGAUCAAUAUGGAGAGUCAAGAAUCAAGAUAGCUACAUCAUAUUUUUGAUAAUUCAUACUAUUUCAAUUGGAUAUGAAAUUUACUUCUUGUGGAUUUCUUUUAUUCAUAAAAUAUGCUAAUUUUGUUUUUGCAGUUUGAGUAACCUUUAUUUUGGUGACUACAGGUAAAAAAAAAUCACUUACAUGGGCUCAUCAAUAUGUUAAAUCUUUUCACGAUCAACAUUAGCUUUAUCAUCUUAGCUAGCCAAGCCCUGAAGGUACAGAGUAAUCACUAUCCUCUAACUCUGAUGAAAAUGCCAUGUUCUUCACUCUCCAUCUUUAUCCCCUGCAAAUCAGCAAUGGCUGGCCCUUCUAUUCAUUUUUGUAUCUAAGUUUAGAAAUUACUCCAGGGUAAAUCCAUAUGUUGAAUUUCUUUACUGGGAGAGCUAAUUAGUUGAUGCGGGAAAUAAUUUUCCCUCCUGGACUCACUUCUGAACUCUCUGCAGGCAAUGUACGUAUUAUUUAGGGAUGAUGGAACUCUAAAGUUACCAUUCUUGUUCCUUGUGCUACUUGACAGUCAACUGACCAUUUGGAAUAUGAUACUGUAAUUUAUAUAUGUAUAUACAUAAAUAUCGUGUUUAUUUUGUUUCCAUACAAGACAUUGGAAAUUUCCCUAUAAGACAUUGGAAAAGAUUGAGAGAGCUAAAUUGCAAAGA